AUGGCUGCUGCUGACGGCAGCAGCAGCAGCAGCAGCAACAGCAUGGCGUUUGGUGCCGGUGCUUCGCACUUGGAGUUGCUGCGAGCUGCUCAGAAGGAUGACUUCUACUGUCGGGUGUACACGCAGCAGCUGCAGAAGCUGCUGCAGCAGCUGCAUCAGCUGCUGCUCCCUCCACAAGGACAACCACAGCGAAGGAAUAGCCUUGCUGCUGCAGGCAGCAGCAACAGACGCAGCAACAGCAGACGGUUAUCCGCAAGCUACGCUAUUUCUGCAGAUGGUGGCAGCAGCAGCAGCGGUAACAGCAGCAGCAGCAGCAGCAAUAACAACAGCAGCAGCAGCACAAGCAGCAACAGCAGCAGCGGCACAAGCAGCAACAGCAGCAGCAGCACCAGCAGCAACAGCAACAGCAUCAUGCCAUGGAGGCGAUGGGGGGUAGCAGCCAGCAGUCCCUUGGGGAGGAAUAUUGCGAACUCAGAACGGUUGCUGCAGCGGCGGCUCUUUCGGCUGUACGGGGGCCUCUCUUCCCGUGCUGUUGCUGCCUACAUGCGCGGCUUUGCUGCAGUGCUGCUGCUUCAGGGGUUGUUAGUUGCGCACUCUCUCUUUAAUAUGUUUACGAGGCAGAGGGCGCGGCAGCAAAUUCAGAAAGAAACUGCUGCUGAGAUCAGCAGCAACAGCAGCAAUAGCAGCAGCAGCAGCAGCAAGGAGGAGAAAAGGGAGAAAAAAGAAGAAAGCGCAGCAGCUACAGAUAACCCCAACAGCAGCAGCAGCAGCAGCAGCAGCAGCAGCAGCAGCAGCAGCAGCAGCAGCAGCACGUUGGUGUGUUUGUUUUGCCAGAGCUUUUGCAGCGUCCCAACGGCUGCUGCAUGCGGCCACAUCUUUUGCUGGUCUUGUAUCAGCAGGUGGUGCCAGCAGCAACAGCAGCAGCAGCAGCAGCAGCAGCAGACGCCUACAUGCCCUGUUUGUCGCGCUGCCUGCCCGCCGCAACAUUUGCUGCCUCUCCGUCACUUUGAGAGCUCGGAGGAUUUGCUGCUGCAGUACAACUUGCAACAGCAGCAGCAACAGCAGCAGCAACAGCAACAGCAACAGCAGGAGCAGCAGGAGCAGCAGGAGCAGUAG
Messenger RNA from Eimeria acervulina, 1116 nucleotides. RefSeq names its product zinc finger (C3HC4 RING finger) protein, putative. NCBI's taxonomy places the organism in Eukaryota, Apicomplexa, Conoidasida, Eucoccidiorida, Eimeriidae. The coding region runs from base 1 to 1116 and encodes 371 amino acids. Gene Ontology annotation, cellular component: peroxisomal membrane. The transcript has 4 exons. The record is from RefSeq and is a predicted model, not a curated record. Gene Ontology annotation, biological process: protein import into peroxisome matrix. Gene Ontology annotation, molecular function: zinc ion binding.